GCACCCAAGGCGGCGGAUGGCGUCGCCCGCUGCCCGCGAUGCUUCGUCGCUCAAGGGCAACCUCAUGAUCCUCUCGUACGGCCUCAUGGAGUGGGCCGGCCAGAAGGUCGACGCAACCGUCGUCACACCCUGCGCGCAGAUGAUCUCGGGCUCGAUCGCCAACCCAUAUGUGCUCAGCGGCAAGAUCUGGGAUACGCUCAAAGAGAACACACCGCAGCGCGCCCGCGACGUCUCGCGCCUCUUGAGCCUCGCGAUCUCCAAUUCCGCGCUCGUCCUCGGCAGCGACAACUCGGUCGAGUGGAGUGCGUCAACAAGGGCGCUGCGUGACCAUACGCUUGCGAUGGCGGCGACGCCAGAAGGCCAAGCUGUUGUUCAAGACUGCGUCGCGACGGUCGCCAAGACGUGCCAAGCACUCAACACGCCAGAGACCAAGGCGGCGACCAAGCAGCUGGCGUCGGCCGUGCAGAGCUGGAUCCAAAUGCUCGCGACACCCGAGGGUCUAAAGGUCAUUGACGGCUUUGGCGACUGGUGCAACCACCUGACGGACGUGGCUGCGUCGCCCGAGAGCACGAUUUUCCUUCUCGAGGUCGCCACCAACCUCUGUCACGUCCUGUCGUCCGACUCGACCCGCGAACGCCCCCGCGAUCAAGUGACCAAGGAGCUCGAGGAGCUCAUGCUGUCCAAGUUCAACAUGAGCGCGACACCCGCCACCGCUGCUACCGACGAGGCGCCGCGCGAAGAUGCGGCCGAAGAUGCGGCUGAAGACGAUGACCACGCGGACGAUGACGCGGCGCUCAGCGACAAUGAGACGGACAUGGCUGACACGGACAGCGUCACGUCACGCUUCAGCAUUGCGUUCAGCGGUGACGGCGACGAGGACGACGAGAACGACGAAGCACCUGCCGAAACACCGAUGCCCAAGUACACGAGCGACGCAACACAUGCAACGAUCCGCCAGCGCCACGUGCGUCGACUGACCAACCAAGCUAUCCGCAACGUGCCCCGACGCAGCGCGCGGUCGCUGGCGCUGGCGACGACCUUGCGUGCGCACCGACGCAAGCCGACGGUCGCGGCGCCGAUCUCGCCCUUGGACGAUCUGGCGUGUCGCGCGCUCAGCAUCGUCUUUGUGAUCUUUGUCGCCCUCGCCGCUCUCAUUGUGCUCUUGGCCAUGGUCCGACUGCUCUUGUAAGUCGACAUAAUAAGAGCGCACUUACUGAGGACGUUGUGUGCAUCCUUCAUGCAACGCGACAGAAAUGCGUCGACCGCGCCGCUAGACUUGAGUACUACAGUACUUGGACAGGCAGUCGGUGGAAGGCCUUUGCCGCACCACAACAACGGAAUCGUGAGUUAUGGCAAAAGUCUCGGGCGAGACCAUCGCAGUCCUACUAGUAG
Messenger RNA from Saprolegnia diclina VS20, 1392 nucleotides. RefSeq lists its product as hypothetical. Lineage: Eukaryota; Oomycota; Saprolegniomycetes; Saprolegniales; Saprolegniaceae. The record is from RefSeq and is a predicted model, not a curated record. Bases 17 to 1189 code for a protein of 390 amino acids. The transcript is spliced from 7 exons.